Molecule: messenger RNA, 1447 nt
Organism: Lottia gigantea (owl limpet)
Lineage: Eukaryota; Metazoa; Mollusca; Gastropoda; Lottiidae
Exons: 13
Coding region: 130-1356 (408 amino acids)
Source: RefSeq, a predicted model, not a curated record
AAAUAAGGCGUUCUAGCAACAUGUAAACAAAUCAACGAAAAUUUUAAUUUUGUGAGAAAGUAAUGAAAAAUUAUUAAAACAUAAAUGUUUUCAAAGGAAAGUGUAUAGAAAUAACUUAACUAAAUCAAGAUGACAUCAGCAAAACAACUAACAGCAAUCUCUAGGGUCAUUAAUAUUUUACAAGAAUGGGAUAAAGCACCAAAGACAAAACGUAAAACUAUUCUAGAAGAUUUUAUUAAACAACACACCAAUAAGACAGGGCCAGAGUUAGAACAAGAGUUUGCUCAAGCUGCCAGUUUAUUUCUAACAAGAUUAACAGCAUGGUUGCGAUUAACCUAUAUGAUAGGUACAUGUUUAAAUGAGCAGUUGAAAGCAAUUGGAAUAUUUCUGUCAGCAUCUAGUGGGCACAAAUUUAUGGCUGAGUUUUUAGAAGUUGGUGGUGUGUUCACACUAUUAGAGAUAUUGGGUUUAAAACAAGCGAAAGAAAUGGAUAAAGCUGAAGCCUUGAAGUGUUUAAUACAUAUUGCCAAUGCUGGUAGAAAAUACAAAGAAUUAAUUUGUGAAAGUUAUGGUAUUAGAGCUGUGGCAGAAUGCUUGGCCAAAUCUAAAUCAGAAGAAACACAAGAUUCCUGUAGAAAUUUAUUAUUGAUGCUAGCACAAGGCAAUCCAAAGUUUCAACUUCAAGUUUACAAAGGCUUGAUUGCUUUAUUGCCAUGCAGCUCACCAAAAGCACAACAGAUGGCAGCACAUUCUUUGCGGAUUGUUCAGCCAAUAGUUGAUCAAGCAAAUCCCAAUAUAGUUGAACCUUUGUUAAAUCUCUUACGAACAUUACAUUUAGAGGUACAGUUUGAAGCAAUUGAACUAAUUAAAGAGUUAAUGAUAUAUGAUGUAUCUACUUCCCUGUUAUCUGGCUUGGUUCUAUUAUUAAAACCUAUUAAAGAAGAUACCUUAGCUAAACCAGAAAUUUUAGAAGAUCCCAAUAUGCCUAAAAUUUCAGCACCCUUACCUGUUUAUAUUCAACAGGCUGCAGCUGCCAAAACAAUCGGGAUUUUAGCACGAGAUUCUAAUGAAUUAUCAGAAAGAUUAAUUCAAUUACGUGUUGCACACAAUCUACUUUGUGCUAUGGGAAACAGUGAAUAUGCUGACAGUCAAAGACAAGCAAGUUUAACAUUAGAGCAUUUUUGUCGAACAUAUCCUAUUGUUGAUGACCAUGUGAGGGAUGCUAUGGGUGAUGCUUUAUAUGAUUUAUUUAUGUCAAACCCAGAAACCCUGUAUGUUAACAUGAACCAUAUACAAACUGAUGUUCUAGUAUCAAAUAAGGUUAACAUCCCACGUGUGGCAGAAAUUACAGAAUGAGUGUACUUUGAUUUUAUUUUUCAUCCUGAUUGAAAGCCAAUAAAAAGAAAUGUUUUUAAUUUUGUAAAUAAAAAUAUUUAUAUUCGUAUUG